Messenger RNA from Nicotiana attenuata, 1856 nucleotides. RefSeq names its product tyrosine--tRNA ligase, chloroplastic/mitochondrial-like. Gene Ontology annotation, molecular function: RNA binding; ATP binding; tyrosine-tRNA ligase activity. NCBI's taxonomy places the organism in Eukaryota, Viridiplantae, Streptophyta, Magnoliopsida, Solanales, Solanaceae. The record is from RefSeq and is a predicted model, not a curated record. Gene Ontology annotation, cellular component: cytosol; chloroplast stroma; mitochondrion. Gene Ontology annotation, biological process: tyrosyl-tRNA aminoacylation.
UAAAUUGAAACAAUUUCCAAGAACUCUGUGUUUCCCGUUAAACUGUAACCCAAGCAGAUAAAACUGCAAAACUACCGGAAAAUGGUUGCCGCCGGCGCCAUUAACUCUAGCCUCCGAACUUUUCUUUUCAACACUACUACUCAAAGUCCUUUCGCUCCCUCUUUCUUUACAAAACUCUCACUACCCACUUGCCUUUUUCUCCCCAAUAACCACAAAUUUUCCCAUCGCCCCUUUUGCUAUUCGUCUACCCAAUUGAUAUCCCAAGAAAAUCGACGAACCGAAAAAUUGCAAAACCCGAAUGAGAAAACCGGACCCAAUGUUCUACAAAUUCUUGAAGAAAGAGGGUUACUGGAAUCAGUGACCAGCGACUCUCUCCGCUCCGUUUGCUCCGACCCGAACUUGGGUCCAUUGAAAGUGUAUUGCGGGUUUGAUCCGACUGCCGAAAGCUUACACCUUGGUAACCUUUUGGGUAUAAUUGUGCUUUCUUGGUUUUUACGUUGUGGGCAUAAUGCUGUUGCGCUAAUUGGUGGCGCUACGGGUCGGAUCGGUGACCCAUCUGGGAAGAGUUUGGAGCGACCCGAGCUUGAUUUAGUGACACUUGAGAAGAAUAUAUCUGGCAUUGGAGGUAUUAUUAAGAAGAUUUUGGUUUGCCCACCAGAUGUUUGUGAAGAUGCCGGAGAGGUGAAAAUUUUGAAUAAUUAUGAUUGGUGGAAGGAUGUGAAGUUUUUAGAUUUUCUGAGGAAUGUGGGGAGGUAUGCAAGAGUUGGGACUAUGAUGUCUAAGGAAAGUGUGAAGAAAAGAUUGGAGAAUGCAGAGCAAGGGAUGAGUUACGCUGAGUUUACAUAUCAGCUUUUACAAGGUUAUGAUUUUGUGCAUUUGUAUGAAAAAGAAGGUGUCAGUGUGCAAAUUGGUGGUAGCGAUCAGUGGGGUAAUAUUACUGCUGGUACUGAUCUUAUCCGUAGGCUUAUUGGAAAAUCUUCCGAAAAUGGAACUGUUGUUGGCAGUGUUCCUGUUGGUUCCUAACACAGCUCAACGUAGGCUGGCUGAAGAGGUUACACGGUUUGUUCAUGGACAAGAGGGAUUGGAAGAGGCUCUUAAGGCCACAGAGGCACUGAAGCCUGGAAAUGCUGAUACCAAAUUGGAUUGGAAAACGAUUGAGGGUAUUGCAGCUGAUGUUCCGUCUUGCUCCAUGAAUUAUGAUCAGGUGUUGAACAUACCGAUUUUGGAUCUUUAUGUUUCCAGUGGUUUGCUUGAGAGCAAAUCGGCUGCUCGACGAAUGCUUAAGCAAGGAGGGCUUUACUUGAACAAUGCCAAAGUUGAUGGUGAGAGUAAGAAGAUUGAGGCGGAUGACAUUGUCGAUGACAAAGUUAUCCUUUUAUCUGCUGGGAAAAAGAAUAAGAUGGUUGUAAGAAUAUCAUGACUUGCUUUGGUCUAAUAUUUGAUUGCAUUUUAUUUGAAAAUUCAAAUUCAGCAUUCCGAGUUAGACAACGCUCAAAAUUUUACCUGGUAUGCAAAUGAUAGGAAGAGAGGAAAGCAGCCAAGGGUUGAAAGGAAGUAAAGCAGGAAGAUGUACAUUAUAAUAUUAAAAUUAUUACCCGAUUAAAAGAAGUUGUUGAAAUUAUUUCCCUUCACUGUCGUAUUGGCAUUUUUUUGUACUUCUCAGAACAAUAAUUGUCUAGGUGGGAGAACAAGAUGAGCUAUGCAAAUUUUAUGAAUUACUUUGGACUCUAUGGAUGUCUGAUAAAGUUGUAUCCACAAACUCCUGCUUGCAUUUUCUUUUUCUUUUUCUUCUUUCUCUUUUGAUGGGCAUGAUGUCCCAUUGCAGUUAGAAGGUCUCUUUAUUUAUGCUUUAACUA